Molecule: messenger RNA, 1796 nt
Organism: Apis laboriosa (Himalayan honeybee)
Lineage: Eukaryota; Metazoa; Arthropoda; Insecta; Hymenoptera; Apidae
Gene: nord
Product: protein NDNF
Exons: 7
Coding region: 1-1728 (575 amino acids)
Source: RefSeq, a predicted model, not a curated record
AUGCGUCACGCGUCGCUCCGCUUCUUCCUCCUCGUAUUUGUGCCAAUGUACGCGCGGCAGGCCACCGGUUGCGCUUUCUGCGAGACACUGUCCCAGCAACAGUUGCAGCUGCGCCAGCUACAUCAAUUGUCCCAGCAGCAGCAACAGCAGGGGUACAAGACGAUCGGCAGCCCGAGGCCUUUCGGCGGCGAGAAACCGACGAGGGUGCAGGAGUUCAACAGGACCGGCGUGCUACACCCCGAGUACCAGAUACCGGCCACCCUUCGACCCGGUAAUGUGUCUCAGUUCUAUUACCUGAGUCCACGUGAAGGACCACCUCUCACGUUACUUGUUAGCCCUUGUAGUGGACCAAUAUCAUGGACCGUCAGUUACGUUGAACCACCAGAGAAUGCUGAAGAAACAGAUGGAACAAAAUCUCAAACACGAUGGCCUGUGAAGAGUUUAAAGCCAGGUUCCCCUCUUUUCUCGUAUGAAGGUGCGGAGGAUCAGAAUUUCACGAUAUCGAAAACACGCGCUGGCCUCUAUUGGUUCGAAAUUAAAUCCGUGCACCCUCCUGGUGCCAAUUUGGAAAAAUUGUUACCAAGCACGGUGCUUUUGUACGCGACGUCAAGCAACUUGAACCACAUCCCCCAAUUGUACGUAAAUGAAAAAGAAAAUCGUCAUCGUUCGUUAAGAUUUCAGCAACGAAGAAGCAAACGUCGACUUACAAUAUCUUGGAAUAAAAGCAACAUAGAUCCCCACCUCUCUCAUUAUUGUCUAGCCGUAACGUCGGGGUCUCAGCCUCACCCCUUGACCCUUUGUGCGGCGCAAAAUGUUCUUCGUGUUCACCCACAUCCGAUGAAAGGAAGCUCUGCUUCCAAGGAACAGCAACACCGCGGUAUUCCAGAAGGGCUUCAUUGCGUGCGUCAAACAAAAUUGACGCUUCACAGGAUGAAGUACGACACUACGUACAAUUUUACCUUAUACGUGGUAAAUACACGAAAUAAUGUAUCGAACCGUAUAGCGACUGAUACCAUAAAAUUUCGGAAAACAUCGGAGUUAAGAUUGCGCACUGGGCAUUAUAGCACAGCCAAUUUGCGUAAAACCGAUGGAUUCGUCAAUUUCUUUUAUCGUCCUCCGGCAAAUAUUUCGAGUAUCUUUUAUAUUCUUCCUUGCGGUGGCGGCAUCGUUAGAGCAAAAUUAAGUGCUCCAGGAAUUUUAAGGGAAAAGGAGGUAAUAGGAUAUGCAUCAUUAAGGGUACCACCUUUAACUUCAGGGAAAGGAUACACAUUACGGAUAUCCGCUACACCACAAGAAUUAGUACGAGUAUCUGCCAUUAAAGUACUAGCUACCCAAGAAUCGUCUGCCAUAUAUCCACAGAUUCCCACGAGAAGUAUACCACGUGAGUAUGGAUCCCUAAGAACUUGCCACGAGGUGACAGUAGGGGUGGAAUCAGCAGGUUCAGCCAAAUAUUGCAUCCUAGUGCGAGAAUUAAAGAGCGGCUCGUCUUUGGCCAGCAUGACAACUAUUCCAGACCAAUGUGGUCUUCAUCGUCGACGACGUUCCGAAUAUACUUUCGAGAUCUGCGAGGAAAAAGAAAAUCCGCCGAAAGAUCGAGCGCUUCCAUUUACCCUUAAGAGGUUGCAACCAGGAAAAGCUUAUCUCUUACAAAUCACAGCUCAAUUAAAAGGACAAUCUUUGUCUUAUCCCUUGUUAACCGUACGCACUCGACGUUCCUGUCUACCUUAAUAAUAAUGAUUCUCAUCAAAGAAAAUAGGAAUAAUCAAUGAUGAUCUUUGAAAAACGAAUAAUCUCGA